Molecule: messenger RNA, 930 nt
Organism: Paramecium sonneborni
Lineage: Eukaryota; Ciliophora; Oligohymenophorea; Peniculida; Parameciidae
Source: the annotation of a GenBank genome assembly
AUGAUCAAGACCAUUAAGAUAAAAAAUGAUAAAUGCAGCCCAUAAUUUGAAAUUUUUGAAGUGAUCAAAGCAUAAUAGUUGACAGUUGAGAAACUUUAGAUUAUCAACCAAGAUUUAAUUAUGGGAUUUUCAAAAUCUGAACAACAUAUGAAAAUUUGGAGUGUUUCAAAGAGAUAAGCUGUUUUUGAACAUUUUUUUGAUUAAAGAAAAAAAGCCAAUGAAUUGUUGAUUAUAUAAAAUUUAAAUGAUUUGGUAGCAUAUAGUUUUUCAGAUAAAUAGGUUUAUAUUUGGAAUGUAGAAUUUAAAAAUGGAUUCUCUUUAUUGUAUGAAUUAAGUUAUGAAUAAUAGAUAUAGAAAAUAAAAUUAUCUUAUAAUCCUUUUUUACUAGGAAUAUUAUAUAAUGAUUAAAAAAUUAGAUAAUUAAAAAAAGAUUAAUAAGAAUCAAAUUUUGUUUAUUAAUAAUAUUAGAUUGAAGAUUAUAGUUUUUUUUAAAAACUAAAUUUUUUAGCUAUUAUGUCUAAAAAAGGAUUUGUGUAUAUAUUUUCAAUUAACUCUAAAAAAUAUAUUAAACAAUGGAAUGCUCAUUAACGUGGUUAAUGUUCUAUUGAUGGUAUUGAUAAAGAUUAAUUAAUUGUAACUCAAGCAAAAGAUUACUCUAUCAAAAUUUGGCACAUGAGAACUUAUCAUUUAUUAAAAGUUAUAGAUUCAAGAAAAAUGUUAAUAUCUUAAUAUGAUAAAUAUAAUUAUACUUUAUUGAUGUCUACAUUUAAGCCAUCAUUAGAUAUAAUUAGUUUAAGAACUAGUAAAUUAAUUUAAAGUUUAGAAGUUGAUUAUCCAAUUCUCAAAAUAGAAAUUGAAUCUGAAAGUAAACUAAUUGCAAUUUUAGACUAUGAUUUUCAGAUAAUUUUAUUAAGAAAUAAAUAAUAUUGA